AUGGCGACGUAUUUUGGCGUCCCAUUCAUUUUUACAUUCUCAUUGUUACUAAACAGAGCGUAUGUAGACACAGUAAACAUUUACGAUUGGGAGAUUCAAGGAGUUGACUACGAUCAUUCAAUUACCUUUAAUGUAAGUUAUACUAAGUAGUAGAAAAGCUUUACAUGUACCUACAUUUUUAAAUUUGUAAGCGCGGCUUGUGUGGAAAGUCGAAAAAAAUGUUUGAAGCACAAUGCCAAAUUCGCCAAAUAUGUAUAUAGUGGGAAACUAAAUAUUUUCACUUUAAAACUCAAAAACGCGGAUUAAAAUUUGUUAUGGGUACUAUUGGUGGUACAAAGGCUUUAAAUAAAUAUUUUGAGCUGAUUCUCAGUAAAACGGGUUACGUACUUUCGUUAUGAGUUUAAAAGUAAUUAAUUCAGAUAUCAAUGUCAACUCGCACCUUAAUUUUUAAUGGGUGUACUGUAACUAUGUCACUGUUGCUUAACCUUACUACCAUUACACUUCUAUUUACCAGAAAACAAGUCGAUAACAAAUUUUCAAUUAGAUUUUUGGCCUACACUUUGUUUGUUUUUGUUUUGCAUACGACUUUGAUUGGGUUUGUCGUACGUUUUUAAACGAUAAUUUAAAGUACAUUUAAACAACUUUAAGUUGCCGGAAAUUCAUAAAGAUUUUAUUUUUAAUCAUACACACUUUGCAUAACUCCUAGUUACUUUACCUUGAAAUUGGAUAUCUUUAACAGCUAAUUUUUAGUCAGUGUUCGCUUCCCUUCGAGCCUACGGCGAUGGUUCAGUCCAAACCAAAGCCAUGUUUCAGACAACUGAAAUGAUCGGUAUUCCAGUCGUUUCUUCAGCUUUAUCGUUAGCUCCUGGAGUUCUUCUCCUCUUAACGUCAACUGAUCUUCGUGAAUAUACCUGUCCAUUUCAGUUCAGCCUGGUGGGAUUCCCUACUACUAGCACUGUCAACAGCAGUCUUAUUGUUAAUCCAAUUGUUAGAUCAACUUAA
Molecule: messenger RNA, 1002 nt
Organism: Bursaphelenchus okinawaensis
Lineage: Eukaryota; Metazoa; Nematoda; Chromadorea; Rhabditida; Aphelenchoididae
Source: the annotation of a GenBank genome assembly